Argentina anserina (silverweed cinquefoil) is the source of this 1623-nucleotide messenger RNA. Its product is annotated as aldehyde oxidase GLOX. Lineage: Eukaryota; Viridiplantae; Streptophyta; Magnoliopsida; Rosales; Rosaceae. The transcript has a single exon. The coding region runs from base 118 to 1623 and encodes 501 amino acids. The record is from RefSeq and is a predicted model, not a curated record.
GCCCUUUUUAUUUCCAUCCUAAUUAUACUCUAUCUGCUCCUACCAAUUUCAUCUCAAGCAUAUUCCGGCAACCAAGGCCAAUGGCAACUCCUACAGUCCUCAAUCGGCAUCUCUGCCAUGCACAUGCAGCUCCUCCACAGCAACAAGGUCAUCAUGUUCGACCGCACCGACUUCGGCGCCUCCAACAUCUCCCUCCCCGGCGGUCAGUGCCGCGAGGAACCCAAGGGCGCUGUCUUGCAACAAGACUGUACUGCCCACUCCGUCCUCUACGACAUAGGCGAAAACACCUUCCGACCACUCACCAUCCAAACCGACCCGUUUUGCUCCUCCGGUGCUGUCCUUCCUGACGGAACCUUAGUCCAAACAGGCGGAUUCAACGACGGCGAGCGCUCCUUGAGAACAUUCUCUCCAUGCAAUGACGAGAGCUGUGAUUGGAACGAAGAACCAAACUACUUACUAACACGCAGAUGGUACGCCACUAAUCAAAUAUUACCGGACGGAAGAGUAAUAAUAGUCGGAGGUAGAAGACAGUUUAACUACGAGUUCUACCCUCGCGGCAGUUCUUCCUCUACUAUCUGGCUUGAGCUUAUGAGACAAACCCAGGACCACGGAGAUGAAAACAACUUGUAUCCCUUUGUACAUCUCUUGCCCGAUGGAAACUUGUUUAUCUUCGCUAACACAAAGUCUAUACUCCUUGACUACAAGCAAAACACCGUCGUUAAGGAGCUCCCGGAAAUCCCAGGCAAAGAGCCACGUAACUAUCCGAGCAGUGGUUCUUCGGUCUUGCUUCCUUUGGAUGAGAACCAGCCCUUCCUCCGAGCUGAGAUAGUCGUCUGCGGCGGAGCGCCACGCGGUUCAUUUGGGCUUGCGGAGAAUGGGAGCUUUCAGAAGACGCUCGGCACUUGUGGGAGGAUCAACGUGAACGACGGAAACCCUAAUUGGGUCAUGGAGGACAUGCCUGUACCUAGAGCUAUGGGUGACAUGAUUCUCUUGCCAAACGGAGACGUACUUAUCUUAAACGGCGCUGGACUUGGGACCGCCGGUUGGGAGUUGGGACGGAACCCCGUGAUAACACCAGUCCUUUAUCGCCCGUCCGAGUUUCCGGGCCGACGGUUUAGGGUUAUGACGGAGUCAAAAAGGCCGAGGCUGUACCAUUCCUCUGCUGUUUUGAUCACCGAUGGCCGGGUUUUAGUUGGAGGAAGCAACCCUCAUGUGGGCUACAACUUCACCGGCGUGGACUACCCAACCGACUUGAGCUUGGAAGCAUUUUCUCCGCCGUAUUUGGCGAGGGAAUACGAAACUUUGCGUCCCAGAAUCGUUUCGGUGGAAGAGAUUAUCAGUUACUCGGAGCCAUUUUCGGUUGCGUUCGCUGUGCCCGAGUACUUGGACGUAAGUGUGUUAUCGGUUACCAUGGUUGCGCCGUCGUUUACCACGCACUCUUUUGCUAUGAACCAGAGAAUUGUGGUGAUGAAGUUGGGCCAAGUUAGACACUUGACGUUGGAUACGUAUGAGGUAGCGGUGAUGGGGCCGUCGGCGGCAGAGAUUGCACCGCCGGGUUAUUAUUUGUUGUUUGUGGUACAUGCCAAUAUACCUAGUUCUGCUAUGUGGGUGAAGUUGCAGUGA